AUGUUGCAAUCUCCCAACAACAACGGACCCAAAGUGAAUUGGAAUAAUGACGUGUGGUUUGAUAUUCAAAAUUUGCCAUUUGUACCCGAUACAGAAAACUAUUUCCCGUACACUAAAGGGAUGUUGCACCGGAAAGGAAGCAGAGAGCGAGGAGGAAUGAGUGAAUAUGCCCGUAAUCACUAUGUGAAUAAUAUUGCUAAAUAUUGGGAUAAAUUCUUUAAAGUUAAUCAAGAUAAAUUCUUUAAAAACAGGCAAUGGAUGUUGCGGGAAUAUGUCCAGUUAACACAGGCGAUUGAAAGAAAUGAACAAUUUAAUUUUUGUGAAAUAGGUUGUGGAUGUGGAAAUACGAUUAAUGGUAUUUUGGCCAAUUUACAUUCAGUGAAUCCACAGUUUAAUCCAACGAGUCAAAUGGAAAUUUAUGGAUUUGAUUGCUCUGAGCACGCUGUUAAAAUUUUGCGAGAGCAAUACAGAGAUUCGCCAAAUGUUCAUUUCUUUGUUCAUGAUUUACUUUCUGCAGAAGGAGCCGUUUUAACACCACAAAUGGCAGAGAAUAUGCCUCAAGACGAGUUUUUAAAGCGUCACUUGCCUCCAAAACCUCGCUCUAUCAAUUAUUCAAGCAUGAUUUUUGUACUCAGCGCCCUCAGCUCUUUGGAGGACAUGAAGCGGAUCAUUAAUACAAAGAUAUAUGAACUGUUAGCUCAAAACGGUAUUUUAUUCUUUCGAGAUUAUGCUGUCAAUGAUUUGGCACAUUACCGAUAUCUUAAUGAAAAAGAUGUCUACACGAAACAACUAAGCGAGGAAUGCUUUGUUCGUGGAGAUGGUACUUUGGUUUAUUUCUUUUCUAUUGACUCUUUGAAAUCUCUUUUUGAUGAGGACAAGUUUGAGAUAAUUACUUGCGAAUAUGUAGAUAAGGUUGUUGAAAACAAAGGUGAGGGUUUGACAAUGAAUAGAAAGUUCAUUCAGUUGAUUUGUAGAGCAAAAUAA
Messenger RNA from Naegleria lovaniensis, 984 nucleotides. RefSeq lists its product as uncharacterized. The transcript has a single exon. Bases 1 to 984 code for a protein of 327 amino acids. NCBI's taxonomy places the organism in Eukaryota, Heterolobosea, Eutetramitea, Acrasida, Naegleriidae. The record is from RefSeq and is a predicted model, not a curated record.